Messenger RNA from Ambispora leptoticha, 1434 nucleotides. Lineage: Eukaryota; Fungi; Glomeromycota; Glomeromycetes; Archaeosporales; Ambisporaceae. The record is from the annotation of a GenBank genome assembly.
AUGACUACCACAUACAGUGAUAGUUUAAUAAUAUGGCUUAUUUUCCAACUAAUAAAUGUCAUUCUUUUACUGUUUCUUGGCAUACAAUUCGCGUUCAAAAGAAAACAUUAUACACUAGCGAAUCUCGGGUUUGUUGCAUUCAUCGAUUGUAUCGUCAGCACAUCCGUGGCUUUAGUCUAUGGAGAUGAAUUGGCAACAUUGGAAUUUGCAACAAUGAACACAACCACCAACUCCACUAAUACGAUCUCAUUUGAACCCUUUUCCUCAAACCAGGAUAAGAAUAGCUCAAUAGCGAUAGCAGCAGCAAUUCAAGAUAAUACUACUACCACCACCUAUACUUCACCGCCAUCAUUUUGCAUCGCUCAAUCAUUCAUUCUUUACUUUACACAUUUAUGUAUUGGAUUUUGGACAUUUUGUUUGAUGAUCAACCUUUGGUUGUUGAUAGUGAAAGGUGCAAGUGAUGUAGAAAUAAAGUGGUUUAAGGUGUACAUUAUAUUCGCGUGGUUAUUACCACUUAUUUUAACGUGCACAGCAUUCAUUAUCUUGCGCGAACAAUCCAUCACAUAUGGUGUAUCCACUUCACUUUUAUUCUUUUGUUCCAUCGAAGAUGGAGUCGUAAGAAUUGUGACGAACAAUAUUCCAUUUGCACUAUGUGCAAUUAUUGGACUUGGCUUGGGAACACACGCGUCUUGUACCCUGAUUAAUUAUAGGACAAGAUUCUUAAAGCAAAAUUCACUAAAGAGCCUGGCAAUCCCAAUGGGAUUGUGUGUUCGGAUGGUCUUAUUCUGUUUACUCUAUCUUAUCCUAUUUAUCUUCACUUCCGUUAAACCGGCCGCCGAAUUUUUUUUACCGAAUGAUUCAGCAAAUUAUCUCACAAAAAAAGUAGCACAAACAAUGGAUGCAUAUGUUGACACAUUAAUCGCGUGGGGUCUUUUCCUGAUAUUCGGAACCACGCGAGAAUCCAUUCGUUCAUUAUUCACCUGUUUCGGAAUUUACUGCUGGCGUUGUGUUGAUAUCGUAAAUCGUCAACAACCUCCUGCUCCGCCUUCAACUCCUGUUUCAGACCUAGAAACUCCAAAUAAUCUAGUGCCUUCCGAAAAUAAUAUAACUCUCACGACAACACCAGCAUUACCUCAAUUACCACCAUGUAAAUACAUGUGCUGCGAAUCAUUCCCGAUUUCUGAUAAAAAUUCACCUUCCAUUAUAGCAUUCUCUCAUGCAGGCAGCAGCAAUAGUAAUAGUAGCAGUUUGAAGCGUGCAAUGUCAACACGUGGUAAACGAAAAGUUGUGCAUGAAAACUCUUCUCCUUUUCGACUUGAUGAAUUAAGAUUCGAUUGUGAAUCAAUUGAUAAUGAUGGGCCAGGAUCAAGUAGCAGUACAUUUGGAAGUCUUGGAUUAUUAAAUGAUCCAGCCAUCUUAAGAUUAUUUGCCUAA